UUUCAACUAGCUCCACAUCAUUGGUAACAGUUAGAUAUAUUAGCAUUUUCUCAAACACAUUCAUUCAACGUUUUCCGGCGAAAAUUCGCCGGAAACUGAGGUCCACGACGUCGGAGAAAUUGAGCUAACAUGAAACGAAGAGGAGGAAAGAAGAUCUCGAAACUCAGCAAUGGCGAACGAGUUGACUCAGGAGAUCGAAUCAAUAACGUAACAAAAAAUGGUCAAAAAUUAGAUCGAAGAAAAUUGGUGAAAUACGAGGCAUUACCUGAAUAUCUCCAAGAUAAUGAAUUUAUCAGAGAUUAUUAUCGUUGUGAAUGGCCUCUUAAGGAUAUUGCUCUCAGCGUAUUUUCAUGGCACAAUGAAACUCUCAAUAUUUGGACGCAUUUGGGAGGUUUUGUGAUAUUUGUAACGUUAACGGCGAUGAGCUUGACGGAGAAGGCGACGGUGGAAAAUUUAUUUUCCGGCAUUUUCAGACCGACGGGUGACGGACAGUGGAUGACAAUGAAGAAAAAUGGAUCCGCUGAUUCUUUUCCGGAUUCUUAUGCCAAGCAUGUCUCAAAAUCAAUUUUAGACGUAAGUGGAGAUGGCUAUGAAGUUGCCAUAUGGCCAUGGUUUGUUUUCUUAGGAGGAGCAAUGAGCUGCUUAAUCUGCAGCACUCUCUCCCACUUAUUUGCUUGUCACUCACUUAGAUUUAGCCUCUUCUUUUGGCGUCUAGAUUAUGCUGGUAUUUCUAUUAUGAUAGUCUGCUCUUUCUUUUGCCCCAUUUACUAUAUCUUCUGCUCUCAACCAUAUUGGUGUCUCUUUUACCUAUCCACCAUUACUAUAUUUGGCAUACUUGUCAUUAUCACCCUUCUUUCCCCGGCUCUUUUCUCCGGUCGUUUCAGAUCAUUUAGGGCUACUCUCUUUCUUGCUAUGGGUUUCUCAGGUCUGAUUCCAGCUACACAUGCCCUUUUCCUCCAUUUUAAUCAUCCACAAGUACUUGUGGCUCUAGGAUAUGAGAUAGUCAUGGGACUUUUGUAUGCUACUGGAGCAGUAUUUUACAUGACAAGGUUUCCAGAAAGAUGCAAACCUGGUGCAUUUGACCUAGUAGGACACAGCCAUCAAAUCUUCCAUGUAUUCGUCGUUGCAGCAGCUUUAGCACAUUGCAUAGCUUCCCUGCUUAUUAUGGAUUGGCGUCGAGGAUGGCCACCCUACAAUGCAGGUAUGCAAUGAUAGACAUGGCUACAAAAGGGCAUUUGAGCUUCAACAAUGUUCUAACAUGACUAGGAUUUUAGGAAGAAUACCAUUCUUGUUGGUUUUAAUGCCAUAUACUGCAGCAUUUGUAUAUAAUUUAAUUUUUGUACCUUGUAAUGUUGUUUGAACUUUCAAUUAUCCAGUAUGCCAAUGACUCUCUUGAAAUGCUGACAUUCAUGAGAUGAUAUUCAAGUUUACAUAUUUAUUGCUUA
Molecule: messenger RNA, 1445 nt
Organism: Nicotiana attenuata
Lineage: Eukaryota; Viridiplantae; Streptophyta; Magnoliopsida; Solanales; Solanaceae
Product: heptahelical transmembrane protein 2-like
Exons: 4
Coding region: 130-1212 (360 amino acids)
Biological process (GO): response to hormone
Cellular component (GO): membrane
Molecular function (GO): signaling receptor activity
Source: RefSeq, a predicted model, not a curated record